AUGUCGUCAAUCCAAAACCUUCCGCAAGAAUGUUUAUUAAAUAUAUUAACCCUUGCAAAUUCAAAUUUUUAUUCAUGUAUCCAAGUAAAUAAACGUUGGAGCAAUAUAAUUGUACCGACGUUAUGGAGUCGACCGUUUAAUGACCCGUUAAUGCCGACGACUCCAAAUGGUGUGAAGUUAAUGGACACUUAUAUUUCUUGUUUAAGUAUAAGACAAAAGCAAUAUUUAAACAAUGAAGGUAUUUCUUUGCAACAAAAUUCUACUACGGCAAUGACAUUGCCAAGAAUUAAUUAUCCAGAAUAUUUACAAGAAUUAGAUUACGAAGUACUUGAACAAUUUACCCGACGUUGGAUAUUGGAAAAUUAUCACUCCGAACGAGAUUCUUCGAUACAUUUGGACAUUUAUAUAGAUUCUUUAGAAUCUUGGGAAACGGAAUAUUAUAAUAAACAAUCACAAAAAUUAUUAUCAUGCUUGUAUUCAAUGUUUAUUGAAAAAAGCACACAAGUAACAUGCUUUAAUUUUUAUUCUUCCGACGAAUUAUGCCUUGAUUUACCAAGCUUGUCCGAGCGAACAUCUUAUUCGACGACGAACAGAUUGUUAAGAACGAUCGAUGAACAACCCUUAUGGAAUUUAAAAACGUUUAUAUGCAAGAUCGAUGGAUAUGAUCUGCACUUAAAGAAUUUAAUGAAAUUCAUGGAAAACCUUUCGAAAAAAUGCAAAACAUUAGAAGUCUUAGACAUUUCAUUGAUAAAUCGACAUGAAAUAAAAAUCUGCAAUCAAUUGGCAGCUAUGAUUGAGAAUCAAAGCAAUCUAAAGGAAAUAAGGUUGCAUGCCACUAAUUAUGUUGGUAUUAAUAGGAUAAUUGAUGUAUUAGUUAGUACUCAAAGGGAUAGUUUAUUGAAUAUACAGUUUGUGAAAGUUGAUUUUGGUUGUUCUAAUAACAUUAGUGGUUUAUUAGAUUCUUUGAAUGAACUUAAUGAAUUGGAGAUGUUGGCUUUGAUUCAUUGUCAUGGAUUCAAUCCAUAUCAAAUUCACUGCAUAAAUUUAAAUUAUUCAUUAUGUAUUCUAACAUAA
Messenger RNA from Funneliformis geosporum, 1074 nucleotides. NCBI's taxonomy places the organism in Eukaryota, Fungi, Glomeromycota, Glomeromycetes, Glomerales, Glomeraceae. The record is from the annotation of a GenBank genome assembly.